Molecule: messenger RNA, 732 nt
Organism: Emys orbicularis (European pond turtle)
Lineage: Eukaryota; Metazoa; Chordata; Testudines; Emydidae
Product: C-type lectin domain family 2 member D-like
Exons: 6
Coding region: 1-678 (225 amino acids)
Source: RefSeq, a predicted model, not a curated record
AUGGAGUCAGCAGCUCAGGACAGUGAGAGCCCACAGGCACUGCGGGGGAGUUUUAAUAGCGGUGGACACCAGAAGAGUGGCGGGGAGCCAGAACCUCGUCGUAACGGCAAGAAAUGUAACUACUACAAGAAAACUACAGUCACCCUCGCAGUCGUGGUCUUGGGUCUCAUAAUCGCUGUUAUUGUCCUGGCAGUUCUGGCGCCGCCUUUGUUGUCGUCUGAGCGUUCUUCAGCUGCUCUGGGCCCCUGGGGCCCUGCGUGCCCGGACGGCUGGAUCGGAUACCGAGGGAAAUGCUACUAUUUCUCCGAGGCCAAAGGGAACUGGAACCACAGCCAGAGCCACUGCUCCUCCCUCAGCGCCUCCCUGGCUGUGAUCGACACCCUGCAGGACCUGGAUUUCAUGCUGCGCUAUAAAGGCAAAUUUGACCACUGGAUCGGCCUCUGGAGGGACCCGGGGCAGCCCUGGAAAUGGGCCAAUGGCACCGAAUUCAACAACCUGUUUCCGAUAGGAGGAGGAGCAGGAGGAGGAGAAGGUGACUGCGUGUAUCUGACUGAGAAUAGUGUCAGCAGCUUGCGGUGCACUAGUGAGAGGUAUUGGAUCUGCACCAAACCUCAUGCGUGUACAGAGGCGAUGGGGGCUGCUAAGAGUAUUGUGGAAAUUAGCCCUGAAAAAACCUGACUGUGAUCUCUGACCAUCACAUCAGACAAAUUCCGGAAUAACAGGGAUUGCUCU